This is a messenger RNA of Chironomus riparius, 349 nucleotides long. The record is from the annotation of a GenBank genome assembly. Lineage: Eukaryota; Metazoa; Arthropoda; Insecta; Diptera; Chironomidae.
GAAAAAAAAAUAUAAUAAAUAGUUUUUGAUAUCCGUCGAUAAAAGUUGAUCAACAAUGUGCUUUAUUCAGUUUAUGUUUUGAAGAGAUUGGCGAGAAUGAUUGGACAUGGGAGACACACAGUUGCCUCUCGUCGUCGAGAGUCGAGUCCGAUGGUACGUGGUGGAAGUAUUGAUGCUGAUGGUGCACCAUCGAAAGGUGCAUCACCGAGGAGAAGGCGCGCUGUUGCAGUAGCUGAUCAUAAAUCAUGUGCCCUAAUUCAAACUAGACUGAAAUUAGGAGAAUUAGUGACGAGAAAAGAAAAAUGUCUGUGCAGGAAAAAUGGCAGAUUUUCUUUUUGAUAUUGAAGGG